This is a messenger RNA of Porites lobata, 831 nucleotides long. The record is from the annotation of a GenBank genome assembly. NCBI's taxonomy places the organism in Eukaryota, Metazoa, Cnidaria, Anthozoa, Scleractinia, Poritidae.
AUCUCUCUUUCGGUGGCAAAUACAUUUGUGGCACUUUCUGCAAUUCUGGAAAACGCUCUAAUCCUAGCUGCGCUACACAGGGAAUCUUCACUUCAUCCGCCGUCCAAACUCCUGUAUCGUAAUCUAGCGAUAACUGAUCUCGGUGUUGGAAUGGUAGUGGUGCCUUUGCGCAUGGCUUACUGGAUUUCUGUUGUAACUAAAAGCUGGGAUAUUUGCUAUUACACAGAUCUGAUAUGUUACGCCGCAGGUUAUGUGAUAUGUGUAGUGUCUUUGAGCACAUUGACUGUGAUAAGCGUAGACAGACUUCUCGCCCUGAAGCUGGGGCUGAGAUACAAACAAGUAGUAACUUAUAAAAGAAUGCGUACAACUGUUUUUGCUAUUUGGAUAAUGGCUUUGGUCGGGGUAUCGCCUUACUUCUGGAAUGCACGUGUAACUUCCUUGUGGGGUGACAUUAUUUUACUUCUGUGUCUGGCCAUCUCAGUUGUCGCUUACACAAAAAUUUUUUUCACUUUGCGUCAUUUACAAAUUCAAGUUAACCCAGGGCAACCGGCUCAGGCAACUCCCCUGAACAUAGCUCGAUACAAGAGUGCGGUGUCUAGUGCACUUUGGGUACAGGUAACGUUGGUGCUUUGUUACCUUCCUGCUGGCUUAGCAGCAGCUACGACACCUCAGACCGGGAUAACUGUAUCUCGAUACCUUGCAAGAGAAAUUCUAAGUUGUUUAAUUUUCUUAAACUCGUCAUUAAACCCGUUACUAUACUGCUGGAAGAUUAGAGAAGUAAGGCAAGCUGUUAAAGAUACAGUAAACCACCUUUUCAGUUCAUCAGGUUAG